This is a messenger RNA of Dermacentor albipictus, 973 nucleotides long. RefSeq lists its product as uncharacterized. NCBI's taxonomy places the organism in Eukaryota, Metazoa, Arthropoda, Arachnida, Ixodida, Ixodidae. The record is from RefSeq and is a predicted model, not a curated record.
ACGUCUCCUAAUCGUGGAAAAGAACAAUACCGUGAACGCAGUUUCCACUGCGAGCCUCAACGGAACUCGUGUGAGGUCACUGAAACGCCGACUACGCACUCAGCGACAUGAACGUGCCGGCGAUGCUGGUUCCGGCAGACCCUGCUUUGCCGGACGUUGAUCUUGAAGACGAAGAAUGGGAAGACGUUGAAGUCGAAGAGAUGGACCCCGCAAUGGCCAACCAGGAACUCGAGGAAGAGGUCGCCGAUUAUCUUCCGGGCGAAGACGACAUGUCCGCCGGUAUGGAGCCCGUCCUGCAACAGAUCUGCCUCUUCGUAGGGACUCUGGUCAUCGCCGUAUGCAGCGCGUUCGCCGUUUACAAGGAGGUGUACCCCACGUUAUUCAGCUUCUCUCUGAUGGCCGUCGUGGGUGGCGAGAUUACGUCGCUGUGGAUGCCCAUGACCUGGGCAGGACCUCUGCUCGCCCUGAGCUUCGUCAGCGCCGCCAAGCUGUACAACGACGAAGACAUGGCCGAAGAACUGGCAGCUGCAGAGGAGGAAGACACAAGACGCCCAAUGGACCGCAGGAGAGGAUAGACAUCGGCAGCGCCAGAUAAGGUGUAUCCAUGGAUGAUCACCGUACGCUGCCUGAAAUCAUAUAAAGCGUACUUCGCUUUUUUAUGCAGUGUAAGAAGAAACUAAGCCGACGGAAUCUAUAGUGCACGUUUGGCUAGCACUUUCAUAGGCAGUAGUUUGUGAGCAUAUGUUACGACACCACCCUCUCAAAAGAAGAAAAGAUGCACUCAACCUCUUGUGUGAAAUAACACACAAGAUGUUGUUACUGUUCUCAUUGUUCUCUCGUUGUUGCUGUUCUCAUCGUUGUCAUAGUCAUCGUUGUUGUGUUGUGUUUGUUUCUCAUGGACACAAGUGUUUCGGAGUAUGAAGGGUGUUUUUUUUUAUUGGGAAUAUACACAAUUAUUGUAAAAUUUUUCGGA